ACAAAAAGCAAGGAAGCAAGCAAGCAAGCAAGCAUCACCUCCCAACUCCAAUGGAACCGCCGUCGGCCAGCUCCGGCGAACGCUCUCUGGACCCCUUAACAAGCUUCACCAGUAUUCCUCUCGCGCGCCACAAUCUCGCUUCCCUAAGAUCUCUCGUCAUCAACCCUUCGACUCCCAUCUCCUUGGUCACCUCCAUCUUCGAAGCCCUAAGUCGCCAUCUCGAGCACGGUCCCGACUCCCUCCUGCUGCUUCCCGCUCUCAUCCUCCUCUCCGAGCUCGCCUCCCGCCGCCCUGGCCUCUCGCACGUCGUCUUCGACCGCGUACGCUCGCGCCUGCUCUCGUCCGAGUCGGCGCGCGUCGCGGCCGAGUCUCUCGACGCCAUCGCGCUCGUAGCGGAGCGAGAUGAGACCCUGUCUUCUUCCUUGGAUGGCCAGUUCGACAGCUUCUUCGUCUCGCUGUGCUUCGAUCGUUCCGUGUCUGUGCGGCGAUGGCUCCUUCGAAACGCCGAGAGGUUCGGCGUGCGGCCUCAUGUGUUGGUGACUGUGUUCUUAGGGUUCACGAAGGAUCCGUAUCCGUGUGUUAGGGAAGCUGCUUUGGACGGAUUGGUGAAUCUAAGCAAGUCGAGUGCUUUUGAGGAUCGUGGCCUUGUUGAAGGAUGCUAUUAUCGCGCUCUGGAGCUCUUAGGCGAUGUGGAAGAUUGUGUAAGGUGUGCUGCCAUUCGAACGGUCUGUGACUGGGGGCACAUUCUUGUAGCAUUUAUGCAGGGGACAGAAAAGAAAGAGCAGUCGGAUGCAAUAUUUAUUCAGCUUUGUUCAAUGGUCAGAGAUAUGAGUAUGGAGGUUAGGGUUGAAGCAUUUGAUGCCCUUGGGAAGACCCAAACUGUUUCUUUGAAGAAUCUGUUGCAAAGCUUAUCUAAAAAGGUCCUAGGUAGUAUGAAAGAGAACAGAUCUGUGGGUCAAUCUACAGGACCAGUUGAACUGUCUGCAUCGAGUGUUGCGGGUGCUUUAGUGCAUGGCUUUGAAGAUGAAUAUUAUGAGGUUCGAAGGUCUGUAUGCCACUCCAUGCGAAGGUUGUGCAUGAUUUCUUCUGAGUUUUCCAUUGGAGCUAUAAGUUUGUUGAUGGAUAUGCUAAAUGACGAUUCAGUGAUUGUCCGCUUAGAAGCUCUGGAAACGAUGCAUCAUAUGGCAACCUGUGAUCAUCUUAAUUUGGAAGUAAUGCACAUGCACAUGUUCCUUGGAGCUCUUGUUGAUAAAAAUGAACUGGUACGAGCUGCAAUAAGGAAAAUACUGAAAUUUGUGAAGUUGCGCGAUCGGGAGCUCCUUAAAUUAUCUGUUAAUGGCCUUAUAAAGAAUCUGGAGACAUAUCCUCAGGAUGAAGUCGACAUAUUCUCAGUACUCUUCCAUGUUGGUCAACGGCAUGGGAACUUCGUAGCUUGCUUCAUCAAUGAAGUUUUUCAUGAGAUAGAGCCUUCUCCAAAUGGCAAGUUGAGCUUCGAUUGUGCCAGAGUAGCUGCUUUGCUUGUAUUAUCCAUCUCAGCCCCUACCUUUGCUGAAAAAAAUGUUGGUGAAAUUCCUCAGAGAGUUUUCUCUUAUGCAGUUACCCUUUUGGGGAGGAUCUCUCAUGCUGUUGGGGAUAUUACUAGUCAAAAUGCCCUUUUUGCAUAUCUUACUCAGGGCAGUAGCUGCAUGGAAGAUAACAUUUCUGAAUUCGGACAGCAGAUAUUAGCAAAUAUGGGUAAAGAUGGGGCUGCAAGUUUAGCUAGCAACCAAAAUGAUCUUGAUCAGUUUCCCCUGGGGGAAGCUAGCUCUGAGCACAAGAAGAUGUAUGCCCGGAAAUUCUGGCAGCCAAAUGAAGAACCAGAGUUAACUGCAAAACAGCUACAGAUUCAUGAUGAUAUAACCGAGUCCCUGAAUGGUAUCUUUACCAAGGUCAAAGCCGUCUGGCCUUUGGUAAAAGCAGGUUUUACAAAUGAAGUACUGAAGAUUUUGAGGAUUUAUGAGGAAGAGCUGAAGACGCUAGAGACAAAAUGCACGGAUUCUCCAGCAUUAGCAUUCACUUUACAAUAUAUGAGGACUUUGAAGUUCCUUGCUAGCGUUUGGUCCUAUUUUCAUUCCACCAUUGGUCAGUGUUGUAGAGUAGUUAGUCAGCUGGACAUUCUACUGGUAAAGCUAGAGAGGACACUCAGGGAUAUGAAGGGCAGGUUCACAGGGUUGUCUAAAGAAGAUGAGUUGUACCUCUUGGAGCUUACAAGUGUUUCCUUGACAUUGAAUUUAUCAAAAUUAAUGACAGGCCGUGGCUAUAUUGUUAAUUUGAAAAGGCUGGCAGCUGUGUUGUUACAGGUGGAGUGCCUUCAACAAGAGCAUGGUGUCGAGCCAUCCUCUUUCGUAUGUGAACUGAAGAAGUCAAUGCCUGAUAUUCAUUCUGCUGCAGGUGGCAUGUUUUCCCUUCCUCAUUUCUUAAGGAAGAUGCUUGACGCUUUCUCUCUUAAGCAAUUUGAGCUCCUAAGAACACUCCGGAGCUUAUCUGCAGAAAUUACUGUUCCUGAUAAUGAUUCAGAAAACCCAAUUCAUUUUAUUCAUGGUUUGCCUGUUGGUAUCCAACUAGAGAUUACUUUGUGCAACAUCUCCAGGGAGAAUAGACUCUGGCUAGAGAUGACAAUGGGAAAAGAGUUGAAGCAGUUUAUCUUUCUGGACCUAAAGUUGUUUGGAGGAUCCAAUGAUUUGAAGAAAGGGACCUAUUUUGCUACCUAUUACAAAACUCCAAAAGCAGUGUCAUUCACCUUGAGAGUUUGUAUUGGAGUGGAAUGUUUCCCUGAGGAAAUUUAUGCAGGCAUGCCCAGUGGGGGACCAAAACGUGAAUUGACAUAUCUUUCUCCUGAAAGAGAAGUCUACUUUUCUGCUAAAUCUCAGAAGUUAACUUGAGCAAUCAAGGUGGACAAGUUUUGUGAGACCGUAAUUGUCAAAGCAUGUGCACCAAGUGAGUAUCAUCUUCAUCAUUAAAAGCAGCACUAAGCGGUGCUAGCAGAUUUAGACUCUGGGAAGCUUCUAAAUGAGCAAAAAGAUUUUAGACUAAGAUUGUAGAUCCUUUCCUGUAAGUUGUCUAUUCUGGCAGUUUGUGACUGAUCCAUUGGAGCUACUGUUAUUUUUUUUUUAAUAACACACUAAAGAUCGGUCUAUAUAUUGAAAGUUGACAUUCAUAUUCUAGGUGUAAGUGCCAGAGAGGAAGAAACCAUAUCGCACCUUCUUUAUUGUCCUUGGAUGAGUGCUCUUUGGGCAACCCGUUACACCUUUAUGGGGCUUUGUUGGGUAAGAGCUGAUCAAUUGAGCAAGAACUUUGGGCAUGCAAGGUGUGGUUAUCCCUUGCCUCAAGUUGGAGUGGGUAUCAUCAGCCCCACUUUUGAUUUUUUGGUCAGCUUGGAAAGAGUGGAACAAGAAAGCUUCUGAGGAGUCCUCUAUUCAAGAUCUUAUUCCAAAAUUGGCUUAAACUUCUACACCUUUGGAAUUGGGGGAAUCUACUCUUGGAUGUAAAUGGCUUUUGUCUUGUGAAUGGACAUCUUUUUGGAUAUGAGCUCUUUUUAUUCAUGGGACGGCACCCCUUUAGUGCCUCAUAGUGAACUUAUAACAUCAAAGAAAAAGAGCCGGGGGGUCACUUUGCAGCUGUAGAGCAGCUAGAGGAACCAGAAGAUCUCAAUUUUGUCAAUUUCAUUGUCAGCUAUGGCUAUGCAGUCAGGAGUUAGUGCGUGAGAAGUGGAUAAUCGAGGCAAUCCUGGCCAAGGAAACUAUUCUGGAGAGUCCUGUCUAAGCCCAACUUAUUUGACCAUGCCUCUCAGCUUUUCACGCCAUGGAUUUCUCGGUUGCAGUUUGAAAGCGGUAGGAGUUACGUUGUACACAUAUUUGGUAGCAGGAGACAUAUCUUUCUAGACAUGCAUGCAAUUUCUAACUGACCCUAUUUAAUCGAACUCAGCCUUGAGACAACUACCCAUGUGCAUAAGGAGUACCCUGUCUAUAAUCCACAUGCCCUCCUUUCUUAAUCAUCAAGUCAGUGUUCUGAACUCCAUUUAUUUUGUCGAAAGAUGGAUUAGUUCAAAGACACUUGUCAGUUUGAUGAUUUACAAAUGCUAAACUUUUUCCACUGAGGCAACAAUACCCCAAACUGUUUUUCCUCUUACCAAAAUUUGUACCAGUGACCUAACAUUUCAGGGAGAGGUAUACCGGCAGUGUUAAGAGUUGUGUAUAGCUCUCAUUUUAGUGAUAGAAGUUUUUGCUGAAUCACUUAAAUGUCAAAUUUGAGAAAAAAUUAUCACUUAUGUGUCUCCAGCGAGAAAUUCUGGUCAAAAUAAGUACGCGGUAUUUAUAAUUAAAAUUUUAAUAUGAGUUGGCAUUUUAAAGAAAAAAACUGGUCCACAUAGCAUUUCCAUGUAAUUUCUCCUCCUCUCCCUCCACGUCACGUCCUUUGUUGCUGUCUUUCUGCUUCUCUUUUCUCCCUACUGCACCGUUGCUACUUCAUGGACGUUCGCCCGUCACCACCCAGACCUACGAGCUGCAUCACAACCUUAGCAAACAACGCCAAGCCGCCACCUUCUCACCAAGGGCGAUUUUAGGGGAAACCAAGGCUUCUAUGCCUGUCGCAGGGCCGCUGGAGGCAGUGAGGCUGUUGGAGGUGGAAGAGGGUUCGAGACCGGAGGAGGGGGUGGCGAAGGGCUUAGCGUAGGAGAAGCGAGUGUGGCGAGGGUGUAGGCAGGAGGGAACCACUCGCGAGUCUAGAGGAGGAUGUCGGAUUCAGAACAAAAUGGCUCCAGAAACCGCCUCGAGGGGUUUGGCCGGUGAAGGAGGCAACACCAACUGCAAUUCGGUCAUGCAUGGUCGAGAAUAAAUACAACAAGCCUUCGGUUUGCGGUCGGGAUUUUCAACGAAUCGACUCUGUUGGCAGCGGACUUUAAGGUGGUUUUGAUGAAUUGCCCAUACAAGAAGCCGAGGGAAAUCUCCUUUCACUCUCUCGUUGUGCUCCCUUUUUCCCCCACCGCAUCCCCUUUUUGUUGGUCGUUCAGCAAGAAAUUGAUUUUUCUUGCUAAAGGAAGUCAUUUUGGAUCGUGCAGCCAGGUGAAACUUGUUGAAUGGCCUUGUUUUGGGCUUUUUAUGCUAACUCAGACCUCUGACAAGUUAUAUCAGUGAAAAAUAUUAAAAUAAUAUCACGUUAGAUUUUUAGCAUUCAAAA
This is a messenger RNA of Eucalyptus grandis, 5214 nucleotides long. Its product is annotated as protein SIEL. Lineage: Eukaryota; Viridiplantae; Streptophyta; Magnoliopsida; Myrtales; Myrtaceae. The transcript is spliced from 10 exons. The record is from RefSeq and is a predicted model, not a curated record. Gene Ontology annotation, biological process: intercellular transport. The coding region runs from base 51 to 2921 and encodes 956 amino acids. Gene Ontology annotation, cellular component: endosome.